This is a messenger RNA of Exophiala bonariae, 1656 nucleotides long. RefSeq lists its product as uncharacterized. Gene Ontology annotation, cellular component: nucleus; cytoplasm. Gene Ontology annotation, molecular function: protein serine/threonine phosphatase activity. The record is from RefSeq and is a predicted model, not a curated record. The transcript is spliced from 3 exons. Lineage: Eukaryota; Fungi; Ascomycota; Eurotiomycetes; Chaetothyriales; Herpotrichiellaceae. The coding region runs from base 1 to 1656 and encodes 551 amino acids.
AUGGGUCAACAACAAUCAAAGAGUAGCGAUGGGACCAGGACUCCAGUAAAAAGUUCCUCGUCACAAAAUCUCCCCGAGACUUUGCAACAAUAUCCUUCCAUUUCAAAGUCUGAUACAAAAGACAGUUCCUCCAGGUCCAUUCGAUCCUCUAUACGAAGCAAAAUCAAGAGCUCAGGAGACGAUAAGACAAACGAUAGCCCUAGAGCUUCCGCAUCCGCGCUUUCCAAUGUUGACGGAACAAACAGUGAUAGGGCAGAUGCAAGCUCUAUUGCAAGUGGACGCUCAGGCUCGUCACGAGCCACAAAGGAUAAGUUCAGCAACGGCCCAUUAGUCGAAUCUCCAACAUCUCCAACCGACGAUGAUGACGCCCCAUCUCCAGGUACCACAACCCCUGCACGACCGCCAUCACCAACGCAGUCCAAGUCGGUUGGAAAAGGGCACAAAUCGGUCGAUAGAGCCCAGAGGACUGGGGAGGUCGGGGCAGUCUCGGAUGAAGCCCCACACCAAGCCCACCACCAUUCUUCUACCCAGAAGGCUGGCGAAUCCAUCCUGGUCAAGCGCGAGAACCAAAUCAACCCAAGGGCUCCCGAGACGAAAGCUUCACUUCGAGCAAAACUUGCUGAUCUCCCAGGCGCAUCGCCAGGAGGAGGGAUGGGCAUUGGAGAGGUGAACGACAUGGAUUUGGAUGACAUGAUUUCCCGGUUGUUAGAUGCUGGAUACACCACCAAGGUCACCAAAGCAGUAUGCCUUAAGAACGCCGAGAUCACAGCAGUAUGUACUGCUGUUCGAGAGGUACUGUUAUCGCAGCCAGCCUUGUUGGAGUUGAGUGCGCCAGUCAAGAUCGUGGGUGAUAUCCAUGGCCAGUACAAUGACCUGAUCCGGUUGUUCGAGAUGUGUGGUUUCCCUCCCAGUUCCAACUUCUUGUUCUUGGGUGACUACGUGGAUCGAGGGAAACAGUCACUCGAGACUAUCCUUCUCCUCUUUUGCUACAAGUUGAAAUAUCCCGAGAACUUCUUCAUUCUUCGUGGCAACCACGAGUGCGCCAAUGUCACUCGUGUCUAUGGUUUCUACGACGAAUGCAAGCGGAGAUGCAAUAUCAAGGUGUGGAAGACAUUUAUUGACACCUUCAACUGUCUGCCCAUUGCUUCCAUUGUGGCAGACAAAAUCUUCUGUGUUCAUGGUGGACUCUCACCUAGUCUUUCCCAUAUGGAUGACAUCCGUCAAAUUGCACGACCAACAGAUGUUCCGGACUAUGGACUUUUGAACGACUUAUUGUGGAGUGACCCUGCCGACAUGGACCAAGAUUGGGAGUCUAAUGAGAGAGGAGUCAGUUACUGUUUUGGUAAGAAGGUCAUAGUAGACUUCCUUGCUCGGCAUGACUUCGACCUUGUCUGUCGUGCUCAUAUGGUGGUGGAGGAUGGGUACGAAUUUUUCAACGAUCGACUAUUAGUCACUGUUUUCUCUGCACCAAAUUACUGCGGCGAGUUUGACAACUGGGGAGCUGUAAUGUCUGUCUCCAGCAAUUUGCUAUGUAGCUUCGAGUUACUGAAGCCUUUGGAUUCGAGCGCACUGAAGAAUCAUAUCAAGAAAGGACGUAAUGCACGCCAAAACAUGCUCAACAGUCCACCGGCACAAGUUUCAGCUCAAAGCUUCUAA